UCUCGAUGCCGAGUGCGGACUCCAUUCCAGCUGAUCUUUCUCCUUGCGUCAGGUGACAGCUCUAGCCCUUGGCUGCAAGAUCACAGCUCAGAUCACAGCUACUGUGGAUCCUGGUGGCCCCCAACCAGCGUUGAAGGGAGAGAUAAAGUAAGUGUGAAUACGAGAACGGGGGGAGAUCAGUUGACGGAUGACCGAACAAGAGAUUUGGUUUUGGUUUGUGGUCUGGUGGGGGAGUGGCUGGAGAGAAUGUCUGGGGUGGAGGCGAACCCCGGAACCGCAUUGGGGCCCAGAUUGCUGUAGAUUUCCGAUGCGCCAACAAAGAACAAAGACUAAAAGAGGACAAGUGAAAUAUCACGUUAUCACCAUUCACCAUUCACCACCAGGCAGCUGCCUGUUGCUGCCACUGCUGCCACUGCUGCAUCUGCUGCUGCAUUUCCGAUCGCUUCCCAUCACCCACGUGGGCUCUCGUUCCCCCCCCCCCCACAACCUCGUUUUCACUUGUUAUCUCUCUCCCUCUCUCUCUGUCUUUCCCACACCCAUUUAAAUCCCUUUUUCUCUUCUUCCACUCUCCUAUCCUCCCUUCUAAUCCGAAUCAUAGAUUUCCUCUACCCUUUUUUUUCUUUGU
Messenger RNA from Aspergillus brunneoviolaceus CBS 621.78, 625 nucleotides. RefSeq lists its product as uncharacterized. The transcript has a single exon. Lineage: Eukaryota; Fungi; Ascomycota; Eurotiomycetes; Eurotiales; Aspergillaceae. The record is from RefSeq and is a predicted model, not a curated record. Bases 188 to 544 code for a protein of 118 amino acids.